AUGUAUGAGUAUCCCUCAUAUACUACAGUGGCAACGAGGAUGAAAAGAACAUUCAUGUAUAGUUUUGACCAAGAAAUUAUCGAAGAGAAAACGGGGUGGAUAUACCUCUUGAAUAAAACGGACUUGUGUGAUAAGCUAAGUGAAGUGAACGCGACUUUUGAUCCAACGGUAUCGAUCGAUAUACUGAGGCGGGAAUUCGUGGAAAUUUUCAAAGGAAUCGUUACCGAUCGCAAAAAUACAAAAGAAGGUGCACCGACCAAAAUGACGGCGUUACUCACGACGAUUGAGGCAUUUAAGGAAGGUGCAACUGAGGAAAAAAAAGUCCCGCUGCUGAUCACAAAGCUGACACCGAGUGUUUACGAAAUUCUGAAAACAUUGUGUACGCCACAAACACCAUUGCAGAAAACGUACGAGCAAUUAGGGACUCUGGUGGCGGAAUACUGUCAGCCGAGUAAGGGCGAGGCGGUCGAGCGGUACACGUUUCGUCAACGAAAGCAACAACAAGACGAAAAGGUUCAACAAUAUGCAACGGAAUUACGACGAUUAGCGACCAAGUGCAAUUUCGCGAACACGGAGAGCGAAAUAAUAGAACAACUUUUAGUGGGCUUAAGUAAUAAUAAUAUCCGCCUAGACAUUUUAAAAAAAGAAAAUAUGCCGAGUUUAUCGGAAAUCAUCCGCAUCGCGAACGCUAUCGAAUUGGGCGAGUCGGGAGCAGCGCGAGUGGUCACAACGGAGGAAAACCAAGCGAAUGUAUUCGCGAUUCGAGCUUGGACAAAUUCUAAGAAUCGAAACACAACAGCGCCCGGUCGCCAACGAAGAGUCGGCGCGGGGGGACGGCCGGUGAGUACGCCACUGGACAGUACACAGUCAUCGGGAACAUCAUCGCGUGAGGAUUCAUGUUAUUGUUGUGGUAAAGUGGGACACCGCCGAGCUAGUUGUACGCUGCGAUUCAAAUUUUGUAGCGAAUGUGGAACUCAGGGUCAUAUAUUUAGGAGAUGCCCGCGUAAACAAGACCGAGAAAGUCGGUCGACCACGAGCGACACGCGCCAAAAUGUUUUGAAUUUGGUCGAAACCGACACAGGGACGGAAGAGAUGAAGGAACUAAAUAUAAAUGACAUCGUUGAGAACGAGGACGAAGACGGUUUUGAUUCCGUGUUCUCAGCACAGGACGAAGGACAGAGCGAUCACAUAAAGCCAUGUUGGGUUGAAUUGUUGAUAAAUCAUAAAAGGGUGAAAAUGGAAGUGGAUUUGGGGUCCGCAAUCUCGGUAAUCUCGCUCCAGGAGAAAAAUAGAUUAUUUCCAACUGUGGCGUUAACCGACACGCAGAGAAGAUUUAAAGCGUUUGACGGUCGUAGGGUGUACCCAGCGAGGGUAUUAAAGGACGUGGCCGUAGAGUUUGGAAAUAUAAAAAAAAAUCUUUCCUUAUACGUGAUUACCGGAGUGAACCACCCACUCCUCGGGCGCGAGUGGUUAGUGGCCUUACAGCAGUGGCCAAUCCAAUUCAAAAAAAUUAAAGAGUCGGACGAAUGUAACCACAUACAGGAAGGUGUGGAAGAGGGCAAAUUCUCUAAAAUCUGCGAUAAUUAUCGAGCAGUUUUUACACCGGGGGUCGGUUUGUUCAAAAAGGGCACAUUAGAUUUGAAAGUCAAACCGGGGAGUAUCCCAAAAUGCUUAAAGGCUCGACCGAUCCCGUUAGCACUCAAGCCGUUAGUGGAAAACGAAAUAAAACGAUUAUUGAAGUCCAACAUCCUUAAACCAGUGGAGUAUAGCCAGUGGACCACGCCCAUUGUACCUGUGUUAAAGGGGGACGGUUCCGUGAGGGUGUGCGGUGAUUUCAAGCUAACGCUGUAUCCGGUCCUGGAAAUUGAUCAUUUCCCCAUGCCACGGAUGGAGCAAUUAUUCGCGGCGUUGCAAGGGUGCACGGUAUUUAGUAAAAUUGUUUUGAAAGAUGCGUAUCAACAAGUCCCGUUAACCGAACAGGCCCAAGGUCUGGUUGUGAUAAUAACUCAUUUAGGGCUGUUCAAAUACACGCGACUGCCGUACGGUGUCUCCACAGGACCUGGUUCAUUCCAACGCAUUUUGUCAUAA
This is a messenger RNA of Venturia canescens, 2088 nucleotides long. RefSeq lists its product as uncharacterized. The coding region runs from base 1 to 2088 and encodes 695 amino acids. The record is from RefSeq and is a predicted model, not a curated record. Gene Ontology annotation, molecular function: zinc ion binding; nucleic acid binding. The transcript is spliced from 3 exons. Lineage: Eukaryota; Metazoa; Arthropoda; Insecta; Hymenoptera; Ichneumonidae.